Messenger RNA from Aplosporella prunicola CBS 121167, 6851 nucleotides. RefSeq lists its product as uncharacterized. Lineage: Eukaryota; Fungi; Ascomycota; Dothideomycetes; Botryosphaeriales; Aplosporellaceae. Gene Ontology annotation, cellular component: ubiquitin ligase complex; cytoplasm. The record is from RefSeq and is a predicted model, not a curated record. Gene Ontology annotation, biological process: ubiquitin-dependent protein catabolic process via the N-end rule pathway; protein ubiquitination. The transcript has 2 exons. The coding region runs from base 240 to 6626 and encodes 2128 amino acids. Gene Ontology annotation, molecular function: zinc ion binding; ubiquitin protein ligase activity.
CACCUAUCAACGCCACCACCUGCACAUUCCCGACAGCUCUGCGACCACCAAACAGAAUAGCCAUGAGCGCUCAGGAUCCAUAAUUCUACCAACCCCACAUAGUCGCGUAAGGAAUUAAGGCGUGGGUGCGCCUGCAGAGGAAUCCUUAUCGCCUACCCCACAUCUCCGUCUGGCAGUCGAAGCUUGCUCUGAGCGGCUAAGCUAUCACUCCCGGAUCGACAACCCUUGCUUGGGCAAAUAUGUUUGUUCCUGCACAAGAGGAACUGCUUUGCAGAAAGCUCCGCGACCUCCCUAAAAACUUCGACAACCGCUACACCGAUGCCGCUCGCCGCGAUCUCAUUGAAACCCUCUUCCGCUCUCUAGCCGCCAACCGCGACGACUACCUUCGCUACUUCUUCCCAUUUGGAUCGCCGCCGUCGUCGCAGGCCUGGAGCUUACGGGAUGCACAGGGCGCCGUGGAAGGAGCAGAAUACACGGCCGCCGCGAGGGGACAUCCAUGCGGACAUAUCUUCAAGAGCGGGGAGGCGACAUACAGAUGCAAGACCUGUACUGUCGAUGAUACCUGCGUCUUGUGCGCAAAAUGCUUUGACGCCUCAGACCAUGAGGGUCACAUAGUCUACGUCAGCAUUUCGCCUGGAAAUUCUGGUUGCUGCGACUGUGGCGACCCGGAAGCAUGGGUGCGGCCAGUACAUUGCAACAUCCACACCGCGCUACCAGGCACCGAAUCGAAGGCCGCUGGUAAAGCCAAGGAAGCGUCUUCAUUACCAGAUGAUCUCCUUGAGAAUGUCAGAAUGACCAUAGCCCGGGCUUUCGAUUAUCUAUGCGACGUUUUUUCAUGCUCCCCAGAGCAGCUGCGGCUGCCGAAGACAGAAGAAUCUAUCCGCGAAGACGAGCGACUAUCCCGGCUUAUGUCAAAAUGGUAUGGAGGCUCAGACAUUACCGAGCCGGACCAAGAAUUUGUUCUAGUCCUGUGGAACGAUGAGAAGCACACAGUCAACGAUGUCGAGAACCAACUAGCUCGGGCCUGCAAACAGACGAAGCAAUUCGGGCGUGACAAAGCAUACGAGGUUGACGAUGUUGGUCGAAGCGUCGUGAUAUACUCUACAAACGUCAAGGACUUGCUACGAAUGGCUAAGAUUGUAGAAGAAAUCAAGCUCACUGUGACCAUCAGGUCUGCAAGAGACACCUUCCGCGAACAAAUGUGCGGCACCAUUGUGGAAUGGGUUUCAGAUAUCGCUGGAUGCAGUAUAGGGACUGACGGCCAUGUCCUCCGCAACAUCAUCUGCGAAGAAAUGCUCAAGCCAUGGCGCAUGGGCAGCGAGGCCCAUCACGCUAAGAUUGGAAGGGAUGGAAUAGACGACCAUGAAGCUGAAGAUGCAGAAGACGAAUUCCGUUAUAUAUAUGGCCGGAUUCUCCCGCGACGACGCAAUAUUGUAACGGUAAUCACGGCAACAAACCCCGAUGAAGAUGAAGAAGAUUGGGAUGACGAGGCAGAUCCUCUCGAGGAACUUGAAGCUGAAGGCGAAGAAGAUAUGGAGAUCGACGACAUUCUGAACGAGGAAGGCGAUGGCGACGUGGAUAUGGAGGGCUCCGACGCACUCGAUCAACUGGAAGAUGCCGAAGCAACCUUUGCAGGCUACCCACCGCCUCCACCUCCGCCGCCACCUGCUCCACGAAGGAGAGAUCAGAUACACACACCGGCCGAUUCGGACGGGGAGUCUCUUGCCUUUGACCACAUGUUCGCAGAAGAAACGCAGCCGAUGGAAGUCCCUAAAACGCCCAGGAUCAGAAACAGGAGCCUGCGGCCUCCGAGACCGGCAAAGUAUUGGCAGGAAAAGCCAGAAGGAUACCAUAUGCGAGCUGGCAUUCCCGUUCAUGAGGAUCUGUGGCAGAGGGUGCGCCUAGACUUCUUGAUCCUCUACGAUCUGCGAAUGUGGAAGAAGGUCCGGAUAGACAUUCGGGAUGUGUUCAUCAGUACUGUCGUAACGAUACCAUACUUUAAACGGGUCCUAGGUUUGCGCUUCGCGGCGCUCUACACCACAUUGGCCCAACUUUACUUGAUCGCCGACAGAGAACCAGAUCACUCCAUCAUCAAUCUGUCUCUACAAAUGUUAACGACCCCGUCCAUCACGGCAGAGGUCGUCGAGAGAGGAAAUUUCCUUACCAAUCUCAUGGCGAUCCUUUAUACUUUUCUCACGACACGUCAAGUCGGCUAUCCUUCUGACGUCAAUCCCUUGGCCACUUUGGCUUUUGACGCUGGUGCCGUCACGAACCGUCGAAUGUACCACUUCUUCCUCGAUAUGAAGUACUUGCUAGGUUCAGAGCAUGUUCAGGAAAGAAUCUGCCAAGAGAACAGAUACUUAUUGCAAUUCCUUGACCUUGUCAAACUGCAUCAAGGAAUUUGCCCCAAUCUCCGUGCUGUUGGAGAACAUAUCGAGUACGAAACAGACGCCUGGAUUAGCGCUUCCCUCAUAACACGGGAAAUCAACAAACUAUGCCGCCAAUUCUGUGAAUCUUUCAGGCCCGAGCUGGAUUCGGACUUUGCUUAUGUGUCCCGGGCAAUAAGGUCUACUGCUAAAACGGUUAUCACCCACUCCUUGGGUGCAGAACGUAGACGGUUCAACCAGGCGGAGUUAAAGGGAGAAACGAAGUUCAAGUCUUUGGAGCCCUUUGAAGCCGACUCAAAGUGGGGUCCCAAGUACAAGGUUGUCGAUUUUGUUGUUGAGAAGGAUCACAUGAGUUUCCACCAUGCCUUGCACUAUACCUUGUCUUGGUUGAUUGACCGUGGCAAGGCUAUGCCGCGUGAGCAGCUUUUGGGCCUGUUGCUGUUCUCGGUCCAAGAACUCAGGGAUUUCCCCGCACCGCCAAGGAUACUGAUCCCUGAUUAUCAGCCAAGUGAAUAUCUGUUGGCUUUGUUCGACUUUCCCCUCAGGGUCUGUUCCUGGUUGGCACAAAUGAGGGCGGGAAUGUGGGUCAGAAACGGUAUCACUUUGCGGCACCAAAUGACCACUUAUCGUGGCGUUACCCAGAGAGACAAUUCCCACCAAAGGGACAUCUUCUUGUUGCAAGUGGCCUUGGUCGUUUGCCCGACAGCUGAGUUCCUGGCGCAAAUGAUCGUCAGAUUCGGCAUGGAGAACUGGGUCAGAGGCAACUACGAAGUGCAACCGGGCUGGGAAGAUUUACAGACCGUUGACGUCGCUGAGGAUUUCGUUCACCUGCUCAUCAUUCUGCUUAGCGAUCGCUCAUCUUUGAUUCCUCCGGAUGAACAUCACAACCCAGUAGCUGCCGCGGCGCGUCGCGACAUUGCACACACGCUCUGCUUCAAGCCGAUGGCAUACUCCGAUUUAACUUCGCGGUUCUCCGAGAGACUACAGGACUCGGACGAGUUUGGUGAAAUUCUCACUGAGAUGACGACUUUCCGUCCUCCAGAGGGCCUCAACGACUCCGGCACCUUCGUGCUGAAGGAACAACACAUUGAGGAAAUCGAUCCCUAUGUUGCUCAUUACAACCGAAACAGCCGGGAAGAGGCCGAAAACAUCUACAAGAACUACAUGGCCAAGAAGACCGGGAAUGACGCUGCCAACAUCGUUUUCGAGCCAAAAUUGCCUCAGAUUCAGAACGGAGUUUUCAAAGGCAUCGCGAGCUUUACUAGACUUCCUCUCUUUGCUCAGUUCAUCUACUACUUCCUUGGUUAUGCGCUCGCAUCUCCCCUCUCGACGCCCAACGUCCCCAUGACCCGCGUGGAGACGUACGUUCAGUUCGUGUUGCAACUCAUCGUGGUUGUGGUUAACGAGGAAGUGACAUCUUUGGGCACCAACGGCAUACUGGAAAAUAAUCCUGGAUCUUUCAUCAAGUUUGCCCUCACGAAGGACUUUGGUCCCGACAGCAACCCAUUUCCCACCAUCCUUUCCUUGCUCCGCACCCUCUUGGAAAAAGAAGAAUUCAAGUCUUGCGAACCGAAGAUCCGCCUGGUUCUGUCCCGGUUCCAACAAAGAUAUCCGGCUGCGUUUGACACGGCAAUGCCUGGUGACGGCAUGGAUGUUUCCUCGCCUGCAGCGACAGCUGCGCAAGACAAGGAGCUGAAAAAGAAGCAAGCCCUAGAGAGGCAAGCACGGGUGAUGGCUCAAUUCAAAGAGCAGCAAACCAAUUUCAUGGCAAACCAAGACAUAGAUUGGGGAGAGGGCGAUUUCAGCGAUGAAGAGUUGUUCGACACCCCUGCAGCACAAGAAGACAAGAUAUGGAAGUAUCCGUCAGGUACUUGCAUCUUGUGCCAAGAGGAAACGGACGAUCAACGCUUGUAUGGCACCUUUGCUUUCAUCAGCGAAAGCAAUAUUCUCCGGCAGACGGACAUUCAUGAUCACGACUGGCUAUCAGAAGUCGUGAACACACCUACGAACUUGGAUCGUUCUGCAGAAAACAUUAGACCUUUCGGCGUUGCAGGCAAAAAUCGCCGGACGGUCGAAAAGACGACGUUUGAUGGAAAGACUGUCGUCACGGAGCGCCAGGAUCUCGGCAAGGGUUUCCCCUGCUCACAGGUCAGGCGCGGUCCAGUUAGCACUGGUUGCGGGCACAUCAUGCACUAUUCGUGCUUUGAGGUCUACCUCCAAGCAACUCAGCGGAGGCACAUUAAUCAGAUCGCACGGCAGCAUCCUGAGCGACCUGAGCAUAAGGAGUUCAUGUGUCCCUUGUGUAAGGCGCUCGGAAAUGCUUUCCUGCCUAUCAUUUGGGAUGGCAAGACAAUCACAUAUCCUGGUGUUCUCGAACCAGAAAUCUCAUUCGACAACUGGCUGGAGUCGCACGUCAGCGUCCAAAUUUCGAAACUUGACAAAGGUCCUGAGACACGAGCUACGGAAACGCCAGCUGCUCUAGCUCGACAGUCCAACAUGUUCUUCGAGUACGGAAAAGAAAACAUCAUCUCUCAGUUGGCCUCGCAGUUGUCGGAUUUGGCGCGUCCUGGUGUGCUAAACUUGUCGAUGCCUGCCAGCUCCGGACCAAGGUUUCCUCUCCCGGGCUUCAUGCCACGUCCUGAUGAGGAUCCUCUGAGAGACCCAUUCCCCGUUGGCGAAGGUAGUACAAGCACUACACAGGUAGCCCCGACUGUGGAACUGGUCAGAAUCUACCAAAGGCUGCGGGACACUAUGAGGCAGAACAACCUUGGGACUCUUUAUCCCUAUAGCCUCAGCCCGUCUAUAAUUACCGAUGAUCUGACGUAUACGGACACACUGGCCAAGUCGUUGGGAUUUUCCAUUUCGGCAAUCGAAAUUGCUCAGAGAGGAGUCGAAUCAGAUGUUGGCUGCACACUGCUGGACAAGAUUUCAGCGCAGUCCUUGACCCAUCUUAGGGUCUUGUCUGAGACGGUAUCUUCUUAUCUCGCUAUUGGAGUCAUACGCCACCAAGGCUCUACGAAGACAAACACCGAAUUUUUAGAAAGCCAAAACCGUCAGCUUCAGCAGUUGAUGUUUGGACACCCGCUUGUCGAAGAGACUCCAUCUCCUCUGAGCAGCAAAGCUGUUUCGCCGCUCUUGCAACAGGAUCCGUUCAUUUUCCUUGCGGAGUCAUCUGUGUGCCUUGUUCCCGCAUUGCGGUUCGACAUCCACCACGUUAUGCGUCUAUGCUACCUCGCAGAAAUCGUCAAGGUGAUUACUACAUUCGUCCUGGCUGAGUCUGACGUCCUAGCAAGCGUUCCUGCGAGUGACGAAAAUGUCUAUCGCGAACACGCGCCCAGUUUGAGCGAGUGGCAGUUGAAGUUGUUCACAUCUUUUGUCAAGCGCAUCGUACAGGACAAUCCCGAAGCUGCUAUGAGUGACGCAACGCGCUAUGCGGCUCUCUUCCACUAUUCAAGCACAAACUUCAUGCGCUAUCUGCGUGUGCUUGUAUCAUCUUACGCGCUUCCAUUUGUCCGCAAGGCCAUCUUACUGAUGCACGUUCGUUAUGGCAUUGAGUACCCCGACGCUGGGUAUGAUUCCGGUAAGGAGCCAGAGCUGCAGAGACUUUCCAGGGCUUUGCGGUUGCCCUCACUUGAUGAGAUUUUCAGCUCGUACUUGAUGGACAGUCCUGCGAGUAUGAUCACUCGCUCGAUUGCUUCGGGCUGGAUCCAGCAUUGGGCCCUCUCCAAAGAAUCCAACCUUAAGCGCAAGCCGUUGACUCUCAGCCACCCUGCCAUCUUCGAAUUGGUGGGCCUGCCAAAGAACUACGACACCUUGACCGAUGAAGCCAUCAAGCGCCGGUGCCCUAGCAACCCCAGCAAAGAAUUGACGGAUCCUUGCGUCUGCCUGUUCUGCGGAGAGAUGUUUUGCAGCCAGGCCGUCUGCUGCAUGAAAGAUGGAACGAGAGGCGGGUGCAUGCAGCACCAGGCAAAGUGUGGAGGCAACGUCGGCCUGUUCAUCAACAUCCGCAAAUGCAUGUUACUCUUCUCGCAUUACACGAACGGCAGCUGGUUCGCUGCACCAUAUCUCGACAAGCAUGGAGAGACGGACAUGUCUCUGCGUCGGCACCAUCAGCUGUACCUUCACCAGAAGCGGUAUGACGCUUUGGUGAGGAACGUGUGGCUGAACCACCAGGUGCCAUCCACCAUUGCCAGGAAGCUCGAGGGUGACAUCAACAAUGGCGGAUGGGAGACCAUGUAGCGUGAGGGUGCACUCGGUGAUGGGGCGAAGAGGGGUGUGGGGCAUUUGAUUGCGGGCUUGGGUAGAUCUUAGCCCCAAAUCGGUAACCGAUGCGGCAAUGCAUCAUCAGGAGUUUCAGGGAAUCGGGAUAGGUGUCAGAAUCGGGACAUUCUGGCUCGGUUGCCGUUAUUGCAUAGGAGUGUGUAUGGUAGUUUAUCGUAGGGCAAUGAAGCUCGUGACUCUCCU